Molecule: messenger RNA, 2816 nt
Organism: Tinamus guttatus (white-throated tinamou)
Lineage: Eukaryota; Metazoa; Chordata; Aves; Tinamiformes; Tinamidae
Source: RefSeq, a predicted model, not a curated record
AUGGGGUUGACCCUGUGCGUUGCUCUCCUCCCCCAGGCAGCGUCCCCGUCUUCGCCAGCAGCGCUGUUCCUUGGGGACGAAGGCUUGUGGCGCUCGAGCCGCUGCUUUGGCGCUGUCACUGCAGAGACCCGGCAGCGCCGAGCUCCGCACUCGUCUUUCACUGUCAGCGCCGUGGCGGAGCGCAGGGAAGUGAUUGGAUCACUCAAAAAUCACUACCUAUUCAGACAUAAAAACCAUCCAAGGCGGUCUCGAAGAAGUGCCAUUCAUAUCACUAAAAGACUUUCUGAUGAUGAGCGGGUGUCAUGGGCAGAACAGCAGUAUGAAAAAAAGCGAACUAAGCGCUCCACCCUGAGACACUCAGCAGAAAACUUUUUCAAUGAUCCUAUGUGGAAUCAGCAGUGGUAUCUGCAAGAUACAAGAGUAACUCCAUCACUGCCCAAAUUAGAUCUCCAUGUUAUCCCUGUGUGGCAAAAAGGGAUCACAGGAAAAGGUGUUGUCAUCACAGUACUAGAUGAUGGCUUGGAGUGGAAUCAUACUGACAUCUAUGAUAACUAUGAUCCAAAGGCAAGUUAUGAUUUCAAUGACAACGAUCAGGAUCCUUUUCCUAGAUAUGACCCAACAAAUGAAAACAAGCAUGGGACACGGUGUGCAGGAGAAAUUGCCAUGCAAGCCAACAAUAAAAAAUGUGGGGUUGGAGUAGCCUACAAUUCCAAAGUUGGAGGUAUACGUAUGCUGGAUGGAAUAGUCACCGAUGCCAUUGAAGCCAGUUCAAUUGGCUUCAAUCCCGAACAUGUCGAUAUUUACAGUGCAAGCUGGGGCCCUAAUGAUGAUGGUAAAACUGUAGAGGGACCUGGCAGACUGGCACAGAAGGCUUUUGAAUAUGGGAUAAAACAGGGCCGAAAUGGAAAAGGCUCCAUUUUUGUAUGGGCUUCUGGAAAUGGAGGUCGUCAGGGUGACAACUGUGACUGUGAUGGUUACACUGAUAGUAUCUACACCAUCUCCAUUAGCAGUGCUUCUCAGCAAGGCCUUUCUCCCUGGUAUGCAGAGAAGUGCUCGUCAACUCUGGCCACAGCGUACAGCAGUGGGGAUUAUACUGACCAAAGAAUUACAAGUGCUGAUCUUCACAAUGAAUGUACAGAGACUCACACUGGGACCUCUGCAUCUGCACCACUGGCAUCGUCCCACUUUCUUCCCCCUGAAUGCUGUGUAUUUAGAAGUGGCAGCAUAUUAGGCUUGGACUCCGCUUUUUGUCAGUCAGAUCUGUUCAGUCUGAUGACAGAAAUGAGGAGCUACUUGCCACAGUGCCUACUUAGUGAAGCAGGCCCAAAUCUAACCUGGAGGGAUAUGCAACACUUGGUAGUCUGGACCUCUGAGUAUGAUCCACUGGCUGGCAAUCCAGGAUGGAAAAAGAAUGGAGCUGGGCUCAUGGUAAACAGCCGAUUUGGGUUUGGAUUGCUUAAUGCCAACGCACUGGUGGAUUUAGCCGAUCCUAAGAGAUGGAAAGGUGUGCCGGAAAAGGAAGAGUGUAUUGUCAAAGACAAAAGCUUUGAACCGAGAUUAUUAAGAGCAAAUGGGGAGGUCAUCAUUGAAAUUCCCACCAAAGCCUGUGAAGGUCAAGAAAACUCCAUUGCGUCACUGGAGCAUGUGCAGCUUGAGGCAACAAUCGAGUAUUCCCGUAGGGGAGAUCUUCAUGUCACCCUGGAGUCUCCAUCAGGAACCAGCACUGUCUUACUGGCAGAGAGAGAGAGAGAUAAGUCUCCUAAUGGCUUUAAGAACUGGGACUUCAUGUCUGUUCACACAUGGGGAGAGAAUCCAACAGGCACCUGGGUAUUAAGAAUUACUGAUGUGUCCAGAAGAAUACAAAAUGAAGGGAGAAUUGUAAAUUGGAAACUGAUUUUGCAUGGCACGUCUACCCAGCCUGAGCACAUGAAGCAGCCACGUGUGUACACAUCCUACAAUGCUGUGCAAAAUGAUAGAAGGGGAGUGGAGAAGAUGACAGACCUUGUAGAGGAUCAUACCACAGUGGAGUACCUGAGCGAAAAUCCCAAAGUCACAGAAGGCACCAGUAGCAGCAGUGCCAAAGCAGAAGAUAAAAUUCCAUCCAAGGCCAUGCUGCACCUGCUGCAAAGUGCCUUUAGCAGGCAGAUGGCUCAGAAGCGCCUUCCCGAGAAGGCUGCAAGUGAGAAGUUAAAUAUUCCAUACGAACAGUUCUAUCAAGCCCUCGAAAAGUUAAACAAGCCUUUUCAGCUAAAAGACUCAGAAGAAAGUCUGUACAGUGACUACGUUGAUCUUUUUUAUAACGCCAAACCAUACAAGCAUAGAGAUGACAGACUGCUGCAGGCCUUGGUUGAUAUUUUGAAUGAAGGAAACUAAACUAUAGUGUAUGGCGCUGAGUUGGAAAUAUUCAUGCCCCCCACCCCACCUCCACAGUUUUUUUUCAGAAGUCUAUUGUAUGCUCUAGUUGUGUGAUUGCUGAUUUGAUUGCUUCAUAUUUAACAUGAAUAUCAGGAAGAGGACAAAAAUAGGUGUGGGAGGAUAAGGCAGUAAACUGAUGCUUUUUAGUAAUAGCUUUCUUCAAAGCCUUUAUUCAUUGCCAUCAGAAUACACUUGCCCCUUCAGGCAUGAAACACAACAGUAUUCCCCCAGGGAAAAAAAAAAAAAGCUCUAUUUUAAACAGUUUUCACAUUGCUUUUUCUUCCACCCUAUUCCCUUAGCAUGCAGUAAGAUUCAAAACCUGAGUUACCAAGCAGUUUUGAACUGAACAGCCAAAGCUAUAGGGAGAUACUCUCAUCUCUGGAUUUGUAAUAAAUAUUGCA